AUCAUCAUUAGCCAAUCAUGUAGACACACACGGAUUAUUGUCCGCACUGUUAGGAUGGUUAACGAUAUUUCAGUGGAGUAUAGUGGGAGAAUAUCUGUAUUCUAUUUCCUUACUCUUACAUGUUUCCAAACCUUAAUAUUAUCAGCGUAUGCAAAUGUGGAUGACGUUCUUGAGAAAGGUACUCGACUUCUUGCAUCUGGAAAAUUUGAAGAAGCUCUCUCCAUGUAUAAUGAUGCCGUGGGGAAAAGCCCUGAUAAUUAUAUGACUCAUUACAAAAGAGGCACCGCAUACAUUGCAUUGGCUAAUUGUAGGAUGUCUCUUUCUGAUUUCAGCAGAGCUUUGGAACUAAACCCUGGUUUCAUUCCUGCCCGAAAAUAUCGAGCUUAUGUAGAAAUAAGGAUGGGAAAACUGACGGAAGCUUUGGAAGAUUAUGAAGCUGUGCUAACUCAUGACUCGGACGCCAGUACCAAAAUAUCCGAAAUACAUGAACUACAAGACCGUUGGGAUACUGCUCGCAAACUUCUUGAAAACAGUGAAUUCCGAGAGGCUCUAUUACUUUUGGAUAAAUUGGUAGAGUCGAUCGAUUUUGCUGAGGAGCUCCGUGAAUUACGAGCAAGGUGUUAUCUAAGUCUGGGAGAUGUUCAAAAGGGUAUUCAAGAGAUGAGGUUUGGCGUUCAUCUGACGAAUGACAAUCGCGAAGGCUUGCUUAGAAUCAGUCAAAUAAUGUAUGAUGCUGGUUUUGCCGUUCAAGCAGUCAAUGAACUCCGAGAAUGUCUGAGGCUAGAUCAGGAUGAUAAAGCCUGCCUAAGCUUUUACAAAAAAGUUAAUAAAGUUGCCAAAGCUAUAACAGCUACUCAAGAAGCUUUAGAAUCAGAAAGGUAUUCUGAUUGCAUCAGGGCAGCCACACAACUUGUCAAACUGGAGUCUUCUAACCGAGAAUACGAAAAUCAAGCAAAUAUUAGUCUUUGCCACUGUCAUGCGAAGUCAAAAAGUGCUGAUGGAGUUCCUUAUUGUGAAUCCGUCGUUCAGCAGUACCCUGAAAGUACUGAAUUCCAACUUUACCAGGCUGAAGCUUAUUUAAAUGCCGACCGAUUUGAAGAUGGUCGAAAAAUGGUAGUUUGAAACCAUUUUACAAGUGUGCAAGGGUAUAUAAAACGUGUCAGAGACAUAUUUAAAAAAUGCAAACAAAUUGAUAGGAAGGAAUUUGAUGUAUUAUGUUCAAUGGCAAAUUUUUAGUAGCCCAAGGUUUAGACUGGUGGGCAGCGAAGGUUAAAGAAAUGGAAAAGGCAGCGGCGAUAGUUAACAGUAGGCAGUUAUUUAGACUUAUUCAAGAAACUAAAGCAAAAAAAAGCAAUAGCUAGUUGGCCCAUAUGAAAAGGAUGCGUCUGUGAUUUACUUGCAGGACAGACAAAUAGAACGAUGGACAGAACCUUCGAGGAACAAUUCAACCGGUCUCCAGCUACUUUUCUAUUGCCCGUUAUCCAGUCGGAACCUGAAUAAAGUAUUGAAGUAGGACCCCUUACAGUUGAGGCUUUGAGUAACCUCCAACGAGGAAGAUCAGCAGGACCAGACGGACUAGUAGCAGAGGUAUUUAAAGUCAAUGACCAAGAAUUUUUAGUCAAAUGGAGUGUUAAUUGGUAUGUGGGAGUCAGAUGAGAUCCCAAAUGAAUGAUCUCUAUCAUCAGUCUUCAAGAAAGCUAUAUCAACGUAUCAAAAAAUACUAGAACACGAAUCUAAUAAUCAGAAGGCAAAGGAGGGUAUGAAGAAAGCUCAAAAACUCUUGAAGGCAAGCAAGCGUCGCAAUUAUUACAAAAUCCUCGGUGUUACGAAAUCAGCUUCUAAGAAAGAUAUCGAGAAAGCAUACCGAAAACUAGCGGCUGAAUAUCAUCCAGACAAGUUCCAGGGUGAAGAAAGGUUACAAGCUGAAAAAAGUUCGUCGAAAUCUCUGCAGCUAAGGAGGUCCUUACGGACAGUGAAAAAAGAGCUCAAUUCGAUAAUGGUAUUGACCCACUGGAUCCUGAGCACCAAGGCCAAAACCCGUUUGGUAGUCAUCCUUUUGAUGGUUUCCCGUUCCCUCAUAUGCAUCCAUUUGAUGGAGCACAUUUUGAGUUUCAUUUUGGAUAACUUGUUAAUCUAAUUUAUCAAAUUGUUAUUUUUCCAGUCCUCUCUGUUCUCUUCAGUCGUUUCAAAAAGGUAUUUUUGACUUUUACAUUGCCUUCAUAUUUGUCUUUCGAAGUGUCCUUAGCCAAUGCGUUGUACAUAUGACCACAGUUUUGUCUGUUAUUUUACUGUUGCGUUAAUCAACCAGUUUAUUCGAAGAUAUCUCGUCAGUGGGUAUAUCUGACAAAUAGAUGUUUGUGAUUACAUUCCUGAGCGAAAAGGGACUUUUGUAUCCAUGUAUAGAUAAAUACAACCUAAUCAUAUGUAAAAUUCUUAGUAAUAAACGAUGAUACUAAUGCCUUAUUCACAUCAAGAUUUCUAUUUUUUAUCGUAUUCAAACUUGAAAUUUGCUUUUUAUGUCGUAAUUUUUCGUCAGCGUUUUAGCUGCUGAAUGGAAAUCCAAAACUAAGGUUAUUCUGUGAUUUAAGGAGUCAGUUUGUUGUUCAGUAAGCCCUUUAUUUAAGGAGGUGAAAUUUCACUUCAUUUUGCGUAUCAAACAUGUGUAUUUGUUGACGACUAACUUGUUUUCCUUCAAACUUAAUCAUCAGAUUCUGAAAUAACUAGAGUUUCUGUAGUAUUUUAUUCAAAGACUUUAAAAUGGACGUUACUGACGUUUACAUGUGGUUGUCUAGUUUGAUUUGGUUGCGUUCAUC
Heterobilharzia americana is the source of this 2813-nucleotide messenger RNA. The record is from the annotation of a GenBank genome assembly. Lineage: Eukaryota; Metazoa; Platyhelminthes; Trematoda; Strigeidida; Schistosomatidae.